AUGCCUAGAGGAAGAGGAAAACAAAGCCACGCCAGCACAUACGGUCGAUCCCUGGAGUCUAACGGACGCAGCAAGGCACCACAAGCCGCUGCGCAUCGCCGGGGUGGUACACAUAAGGUGCGCGAUUCAGACAGGACGAAUUCUAUAUAUGAUGCCUACAACUACAAAGAGCUGCUCGAUGCAGCAAAAGAGCGCGGUGUAUACCGCAAGGACAUGAAGAAGGCAGAAAUGGCGUGGGCGUUGAAGCGAAACGAUGGAGACAAGAAACGCGCUGAACGCGAAAACCUAAAUGCACUCCGCAAGAAGCAAAAGGAAGCGAAGAGGGCACAGGAACGUAUCGUUGCAGAACAGAAGGCGUUCAUCAAAGCUAAACUCCGAAGGAAGGUCGAGAAGAUGCGGAAAAAAGAGCGAGCUGAAAGUGUCAGUGACGAUACCCAGAGUGAAAAUGAGAUAGAAGCCCAGCAAAACCUUCCAGAUGAGUAUAUGGGCGAGGCUAUAGGAUACGCACUCAGCGUCUCGUCCUGGGAUAGCACUUCGACGGAAUCAGUUCCCGACCCCACCAAUCACCACCUCAUACCAUCCUGUAAACUACAACUCUUGGAAUGGCCACACGAAAUCAUGCCACCUGUCAUCCCGUCUUGUUAUCUCUGUCACGUCCCCGCUCUCCUACCUACAAGAAAAUCCUAUACCCCACUCAAGAUCAUCACAAUAACAAGCAAGCAGAAACUCUGCCUCCCAGGGCUCAAAUACCCUCCAACCGUAGACCCGGACUUUGUCCCCCUUCUCCCUGACUCUGUGCGCGCCGCAGCCCACGACGGGCGUUUAGAAGGCAUACUGCGCAACGCUGUUAUUGAAACAGGUGAAGAGUGGGCUUCUCGAACCCUUGUGCAAGGAGAUAAUGCUACCCUGUAUUUUCAUCUUGGCAACGCUAGUAACCCAGCAAAAAGCCUUGCUGAUGUAUACGGCAAGUGGAGUAUGGAAGAGAGAAGAGCGAGACGCGUAGAUAGGACGUGUGAAGCGUAUCGUGGAGCGAAGGAGGAGAGGAAGAAGAAGAGAAAGAGGAUCAAGGGGAGGUUGAUGGCUGAAGUGUAUGACACUUGCAAGUGGAGGCCACGGGCUGUGGGUUACGUACCUGCGUAUCUGGACUUUGGGCUUAGGGAAAUACGUGAGGAUGAGAAAGAGCUGAGAAACUUGCGGUAUGUGAGGUUCAAUAGUUGCGAUGUGCCGCAUUAUUGUUUUUGGGUACGACAUACGAAA
Messenger RNA from Bipolaris victoriae FI3, 1257 nucleotides. RefSeq lists its product as hypothetical. The annotation marks the transcript as partial. The transcript has a single exon. NCBI's taxonomy places the organism in Eukaryota, Fungi, Ascomycota, Dothideomycetes, Pleosporales, Pleosporaceae. The record is from RefSeq and is a predicted model, not a curated record.